This is a messenger RNA of Fonsecaea nubica, 2538 nucleotides long. RefSeq lists its product as hypothetical. The transcript has 4 exons. Bases 1 to 2538 code for a protein of 845 amino acids. Lineage: Eukaryota; Fungi; Ascomycota; Eurotiomycetes; Chaetothyriales; Herpotrichiellaceae. The record is from RefSeq and is a predicted model, not a curated record.
AUGGUCAGUCAAAGCGAAGUAAAUGACUAUCAGCGAGAUAUUGUCAGAGACAAAGCGUCCAACUUUCGAGGAAAAGCUCGCGUCAUGCUCAACGUUCUUCGAUUUACGCCUGAGAAUAUAAGAGAUCUCGACAGGGCAAAUGUCGAGAGACUGAAGGCUAUCUACGAGGAGGAAGGGUGCCUCCGAGAAGGGCCAGAGCGUCACGUGCCUGCGAUCAUCUCAUUGGCUGACCUGACACGCGCCAUCGAGUUCACAGGAACCUCAGAGGUAUCUCUCGAUAGACUCCUGGAUAAUCCGAAAGAGCUGCCGCCGCUGCUUAAAUUUCCUCCCAAUGUACACAUUGAAUGCCUGACAGGGAAACAUCGCAUCCAAGCUGCCAGAGAGUCGGCAAAAUUGAGAGCUGUAGACAAGUGGUGGAUAGUGGAUCUCUAUCUAGAAGGAUUGAGCGACAAAUCAAAGAGGGCUUUAUCAGAAGAGUAUUCAAAUUCUCUAAAUUUCUCGGACGGCAUUAUAUUUCUGAAGAUCAUAUACUACGAGUCUGCCGGUGACAAGUUUGCCGAGUUCCAAUGCUGGGCUCGUCUCACAAAGAGUAAGAGGGAUAUUCUAAGACGUUUUUUGGCUCGCAGGGAUAUUAGUGCCGCUUUCAAGCGCCUCCUACCCUUUUAUGGACUCUGGACUAGCAGCAAAUAUGGCUUCAACAUUGGGACGCUUCAUAAGAUGAUCGGAAUGAAUAUGGAACCAGAAAUCAUCCACUAUACCGAGCUCAUCUUCGACACGUGGAAGAAAAUCUUCCGUGAGAACAGAGAGCUGUACUACCUUACGGAUCCAGACACCGUUGCGGAGCUUCAGUCAAGGGCUCCGGGGGCGUCACCGCAUGACUUAAAUAAGGUCACGCAGCUGAUGUCCGAGGGUCAAAUAUUCCGAGAGAUCAGGGACACGAGACAUCGCGGCGAUAUUCUAAGACAGUUAAGUUCAAUCCCCUACCCAAUUCCGACGUUCUACACCCUACGACAAGAUCUCAUAUACAUCAAACCAUGCGCCGCCAUUCUGCGGAGACUAUUCGUGAACUCCAAAAGGAGGUCCAAGUAUUCGAUCCGAGAAGCGGCAGAACAUGCCUUCUCUGGCGUGAACCAGACUGACGGGCAGGUCGUCCUCCAAACUUCCGAGUCCUCUUUCCAGUCGGUUCCUGGAAGCCUCACCCAUCAAAUAACUGUCGGGUACCGGCAAAUCGUCGCCUAUGCGAUGCGCUUCGUGCUGGAUAUGGUUCCUCAGGCAGCGAAGAAAGAAGCUAGAGAGGCAACGCCACAGCCACGGAAACCCAAUCCUGCUUUGUGGCGAGGUAUCGGAACACUGGCUUACCGACUAGGUUUUGAAUCGGAAGAGAUCCACCGGUUGAGGACCAAGGAUGCAGACCGAGCAAUCGCCCGCGACAUGCUGCUCAUGGCUCGCGACCCGAAAAGAUACAAAUACCCGGAUGGGCUCUUGGAGAACUUUGAAGAUCAGAUUGCUGAAAUGAUGAAGACGGCAACGGAAAUGUCGGAGGACAACCCAGUUUCCAUCUCAUCCGUGGACGGGUCAGGCGAGAAAAUCUCGCAUCGCCGAGGGUGGAUUGUCAGCUCCGCCUACGAGAGCAGCCAACCAUUUUUGUUCUUCAAACAUCUCAACAAUAUUGACGAUGAUCUCGGUAAGGGAGUGACAUCUUUCCUUGUUCGAAAAUCAGUCUACAUUGCCUUUUUCGGGAUCGUGAAAUUGCCCUCUGAAGAACCACCGUCCGCUGAGCAGGACAGCCAACCCCCAAAUCAGGAUCCUGGUGAGAAUGGUGGCGAGCCCCACGAUCAAGACGUCAAUAUGCAGGAUCAAAGUGGCGUCGAUACAACCCAUCAAGAGUCGCGUGAACAGGACGUCAACAUGGAAGGGCAGGACACCAACGUAGACGUGCCGCCAGGGACAGAUGCCCAAAGUUUGACCACUAGCCUCAAGAGAGGAAGGUGGAGUGACCCACGUCCACCUUCCCAAUUCCGGUUCGUUUUCGAAAGCCCGCAAAUGUAUCCCAUCGAUACAGGCCAGGCAAAGAAGAUAAUUCUUGGCCAGAAUCCGAACGCGAGCGCACAAAGCAAGUCGGUAGUGAGAAAGAAGCGGCAAAAUUCACCGGCUGCUCCCGGUCACGGAGGCUCGCCAAGACCCACACAGCAAACCUCUGGCCCGAGUGUGUUUGGAUCUCUACCACCGGCAUGCAGGUCACGAUUGAUGUUGGAAUCUCCCUCACCCCAACAGGAAUCUCAACCUAUCCAUGAACAAACUGUGUCAAUCUCGAUCUGGGAAAAUGGCAAAUGGAAUCUUAUGGAGAGCGACUGCAAACGGGACGAAGUUGGUGAGAAGGUGACGCGCCAUCUGUGGAGGAACGAUGGCCUACAUCCCUACGAUGAGGAUGGAAGAGGUCUAUCUGAGGAUCAAUUUUUCGACGUCGUUGUCAAUCAGCGGUCGAGGAUGAUUUACCUUGCUCGACCUCAAGAUGAGUCUACUGCUUUCGAGUUAUGA